Molecule: messenger RNA, 1991 nt
Organism: Acanthisitta chloris (rifleman)
Lineage: Eukaryota; Metazoa; Chordata; Aves; Passeriformes; Acanthisittidae
Gene: LRCH3
Product: leucine-rich repeats and calponin homology (CH) domain containing 3
Exons: 20
Molecular function (GO): protein binding
Source: RefSeq, a predicted model, not a curated record
AUUUGUCUCGGAACAGACUGUCGGAGCUCCCAGCAGAAACUUGUCACUUCGUGUCCCUCGAGAGUCUUAAUUUGUACCAGAACUGCAUUCGUUAUAUCCCAGAGGCUGUUUUGAACUUACAGUCUUUAACAUUUCUAAAUAUCAGUCGAAACCAGCUUUCAACAUUGCCAGUUCACCUCUGUAGUCUACCACUCAAAGUUUUGAUAGCAAGUAAUAAUAAAUUGGUUUCAAUUCCUGAAGAAAUUGGACAGCUCAGGCAGCUGACAGAGCUUGAUGUGAGCUGUAAUGAAAUACAGACAAUACCUCCACAGAUUGGCAAUUUGGAAUCCUUGCGGGACCUAAAUGUCAGAAGAAAUAAUUUGGUGCGUUUACCUGAAGAGCUGGCUGAGUUGCCUUUGAUUCGAUUAGAUUUCUCCUGCAAUAAAAUAACAACAAUACCAGUUUGUUACAGGAACCUCAGACAUCUUCAGACCAUCAUGUUAGAGAACAACCCUCUCCAGUCCCCCCCUGCACAGAUAUGUAUAAAAGGAAAAAUUCAUAUAUUUAAAUACCUGAACAUAGAAGCAUGCAAGAUAGCUCCAGACUUGCCUGAUUAUGAUAGGAGACCCAUGGGAUUUGGAUCUUGCCACGAGGAACUCUAUUCCAGUCGUCCGUAUGGAGCACUCGAUUCUGGCUUCAACAGUGUGGACAGUGGAGACAAAAGGUGGUCAGGGAACGAACCAACAGAUGAGUUCUCAGAUCUCCCUUUACGUGUGGCAGAGAUCACCAAGGAGCAGAGGCUGCGCAGAGAAAGUCAGUACCAGGAGAGCAGAGGGAGCACAGUCGUAACCAAUGGUGGAGUGGAACAUGAUCUCGAUCAGAUUGACUAUAUUGAUAGCUGUGCCACGGAAGAGGAGGAGGAAGAGGUGAGGCAACCCAAGUGCAUGGACUCAGACAGCCUCAGCUCACAGUUCAUGGCAUAUAUUGACCAGCGGCGAAUCUCUAACGAGAACUCCCCAGUAAAGCCUGUGUCUGUCAGAGAGCUUCAGAGAACAGAGGACACAAGACGACAUUUGCAUCAAAACAGGGAUACCGAUGAAUUGCGAAGACCUGAAACUCUAAAUUUGAUGCAGGACAAAGAGCAUCAUCAAGUACUAAGGAGUUAUGUGGACAGGACAGAGAGACCUUUGCCCGAUUCGCCUUAUUUUCUCUCGCUGUCAAGUCACCACAAUCAGGUGCCCAGCUCGGAUUGCGAGCUGCAGCGCAGGCACGUGGAGCGCGCACGGCGCGAGGCACAGCUGGCAGCGCUCCAGUACGAGGAGGAGAGGAUGAGAACAAAGCAGAUUCAGAGAGAAGCUGUCCUUGACUUUGUUAAGCAAAAAGCAUCCUUAAGUCCUCAGAAGCAAAGUCCUCUGGAUAGUGAGUGUCCCUUUCCAUCCAGAAGGUCUCAGCAUACUGAUGAUAGUGCCUUGUUAGUGUCACUCUCAGGGUUGAACCAAGAAAGCUGUGCUACUACCCUGCCUAAUGCCUCUACCUUCAGCCCUGUCAAGAGUGAUGACAGAUCUACCAUCUCCCCUGGCUCACCUACUGCUCAGACAGACCCUCGGGCGAGACAGACCUCCAAGCAGCGAGAGGAGGAGCUGGAGCUGAUAGAGCAGCUGCGCAGGAACAUAGAGUCUCGGUUGAAGGUGUCUUUGCCGAGUGACCUCGGAGCAGCUCUCACCGAUGGUGUCGUUCUGUGCCACCUGGCGAACCACGUGCGGCCGCGCUCCGUGCCCAGCAUCCACGUCCCCUCCCCUGCUGUGCCUAAACUUACAAUGGCAAAAUGCAGACGAAACGUGGAGAAUUUCUUGGAAGCUUGCAGGAGGAUUGGAGUGCCUCAGGAGCAAUUAUGUUUGCCUCUGCAUAUUUUAGAAGAGAAGGGUUUGACACAGGUAGCUGUGACUGUGCAGACGCUCCUGGAGUUGGCACCCCCAAAGCAGCAGCCACUUCACCACUUGUCUGCUGUGUAA